Messenger RNA from Fopius arisanus, 895 nucleotides. Its product is annotated as protein D2. The transcript has 3 exons. Lineage: Eukaryota; Metazoa; Arthropoda; Insecta; Hymenoptera; Braconidae. The record is from RefSeq and is a predicted model, not a curated record. Bases 145 to 771 code for a protein of 208 amino acids.
AGACGUACAUCGGAAAAAUACCGGUUACAUGUCACAGGAUCCGCCAUUGCAAUUACCGGGUGCAGCGAAUCGACAUUCAACGAUAAUCUGUAUAUCUCGAAUAUUCCAUUGAACUGCAUUAAAUUCACGUACCCAAGGAGGAACAUGUCAGUGUUUUUUACUGCCACAACAGCUGUUGUUAGUCGAGUUCUAACAAAUAUUUUAACACGUCCUUUAUCAACGAUGGCCCACACCCUGAAAAUCCACGAAGUUGUUCCCGAUGUGAUCGACGAAGUUCCACCGGCUGUUGUCGAUGUUACGUAUGGGAAUAACCUAAAAGUCGAAAUUGGUAAAGAGCUGACUCCCACCCAGGUGAAGGACAAACCAGAGGUCAAAUGGAAUUCUGAGGCUGGCGCAUUCUACACGCUCUGCAUGACUGAUCCUGAUGCACCGUCUCGCAAGACCCCGACAUUCCGUGAGUGGCACCACUGGCUAGUGGGGAAUAUUCCUGAGAACAAGAUAUCCGAGGGUGAAGUUCUCUCCGAUUACGUCGGCUCAGGACCCCCCAAAGACACUGGUCUCCAUCGUUACGUAUUUCUCGUCUACAAGCAGCCAGGAAAGCUCAGCUUCGACGAGAAACGUCUGACGAACAGGAGUGGAGACGGUCGUGGCAAAUUUUCCAUCAGGAAAUUCGCAGCUAAACACCAGCUGGGACAGCCCAUCGCUGGAAAUAUGUACCAGGCAGCAUGGGACGACUACGUUCCAAUUCUCUACAAGCAGCUUGGGGAAUAAAUCAUCUCCAUUGAAUUUUUAUUAUUUUUUUGAUUCUUCCUACUUUGCCUGAGAGGCUAUUGUAUACCUAUGGUUCUUCCGGUGAUAAUAACAUUCUUGAGAAAAAUAUAUUCGUUUUUAAUUA